AUGGAGGAAGAGGAAGCAGAGGGCACAAGCAGUGAGGAAGAAAAAGUGAGCCAAGGUGAGGAAAAGGAAAAAGAAGGGAUAGUGAUGAGGGGAGCAGAGGAGAUGGAGGAUGGGGGAGAAAAUGACGUAGGUGGGGGGGUUAGGGAAGAUGGGGUGGGCAACAUGGAGGUGAUAGAAUCAGGUGGAAGGGUAGAUGUGGAGGAAGAAGAGAAAGAAGAAGAAAAUGGUGUGGUGAGGGAGGAAUCAGAGGAUCUGGGGGAAGAGGAGAGUGUGGUGGAAAGGGAGGUCAUAGAGAAUGGGGAGGUGGAGAAAGUGGAGGAACAGGAUGUGACAGGAGCAGAAGAAAUCGAGGAAGAGGAGGAGGAUAAAGAAAAUGAGUUUCAUAGGGAGAGGGAAGAAGCUGAGGAACUUGAAGGAGGAGAGGAAGAAGGAGAAGAUGAGGUAGAGGAUGAAGUGGUUUCGGAAAGGCAGGUGAGGGGAGGAGAGCAGGUCGAGGAGGAAGAUGACGGGGAAGAGGAGCAUCAGGAACAGGAGCAAACUGGACAAUAUCACCUUGCAGAACCAUUCAGAGAACAUAUGAGAAGAACUGAGGAUGAAAACAUUUGGCAAAACCAAGAAGGUGCAAGCCGAGAACCAAAUACAGUCAAUGAAACUGCAAACGUGUCUGAUUCAGUGGAAUCCGAUUAUGAAGACUCUGACUUGACGGGAUCGGAGGAUGAAUUCUACAUCUUUGACAGAAUGAAUAAUGAAGAGAGAGCUGCUGAAAAACAAUAUCUUGAGGAACUGGAAGAUACUGAUGAUAAGUCAUGCAGAAAUGAAAAUAGCAUCCUGGAAGCAUUGACUUCUGAGGAAAAAAAAGUUGAGGAAGAUGAAAGUGAGAAGUUGACAGAUGAGAAAGAAAUUAAAUCUCUGGCAACUCAAGAAGAAGAGCUUCAUGUUGAUCACAAAAAGCUUCAACAGGAAGAGGAAGAGUCUACAGAUGAGGAGGAUGCAGAACAUUCAACAGACGAGGAAGCAGGUGAGAACAAUUUGGUUAAGAUCUACUGCAAGGAAGAUUAUUGCAGGGAUGUAUUCCGCACCUUGACAGAGUUCAGGGACUCCUCCCUUCUCACUGACCUUACUUUGACAACGGAGGAUGGGAGGAGUUUCCAUGUACACUCCCCUGUCCUGGCUGCUGUCAGCUCCCAUAUCCGAGAAAGCAUUAUUCUAAGCAAUAAACACAGAUGCAAGGAUAGAGUUGAUGAAAGGAAAGAUACAAGUUCUGGAGUCCACUGGUGGUCAGUGUCUCUCGGUCCAGAGGUGGAUCAUGUUGGAUUAAAGGCAGUUGUGGAUUUUGCCUACACUGGACACAUACCAUGUUUGAACAUGAACACUUUGCACCAGAUAAAGGCAGCGGCUCAAAUGUUGGGCGCCCCCAGGGUGCUGGAUCUCUGCGAGGAGGAAGAGGUGGUGCCCGAAAAAACUGGAGGGCAGAAGAAAGAGGAAAGGAUCUCGGCUGCAGAUCAAAUGACGAUAAGUCUUCAGUCAAUCAAACAGCUGUGGGCGGACAGAGUGGGCUGUGAUGUCAUUCUGGAAGCUCUCGGAGGAUCGCUUCAUGUCCACAGAGUCAUUCUGGCGGUGUGCAGUGACUACUUCCGUGGCAUGUUCACCUUGGGGAUGAAAGAGUCCUAUCAGUCCUGUGUGACCCUUCCCUUCCUUUUGGCUUCAGAGCUGGAGGUUCUGAUUGAGUGCUCCUACAGCGGGGCUCUCCCCCUCAGCUGGAAGUGUGUCUUCGAGCUCACCAGCACCACUCUUCAGCUCCAGUACCAACCUGCCCUCUCUUUGUGCCUUGAAUUCCUGCAUCAAGAAAUAAAUCCUCACUCCUGCCUGGAUGUUGCAUCUUUUGCUGAGGCCUACGAAAUGGAGCAGCUUCUUGAGGUUGCAGACGAUUUUGUCCUGAGGCAAUUCCAAAAGGUUGCAUGCAUCCCAAAGUUCAAAGACCUGCCAGCCAAACAGCUCCUAAAGUACUUGAACAGUCGCUCGCUCUGUGUUCCAUCUGAGCUUGUUGUGUUCAAAGCAGUGGUGACAUGGAUCCAAGCAAGGCCCAAAGUAAGGAUGAAUCUUGCUAAAGACCUAAUGAAAACCAUCCACUUUCCGAUUAUGACGUUCAAGGAAUUCAAAGAGGUUCAAUCUUUACCCAUGUGGUCUGAUCACAGUCUGGCAGAGCUCUAUCAAUCAGUUUUUAAGGAUUUCUGUUCCAAUAAGACUCAGUGCCGGAUUUAUCUGCCAAAAGAGAGUCUGGUCUUGAUUGGAGGUGAACAGAUCUCUGAAGACCUGUGUAAGCGCAGCAUCAGCAGAGAACUCUGGUUUGGGAAUUCCCUAAGGAACCAUGGAGGGGUGAAAAAGGCCAUGGAGUGGAGGAAGUUGGGAGAUAUGCCAGAGGCAGAGAGGUUCAAUCAUGAGGUGGCUGUCCUCAAUGGACAACUAUAUGUGAUUGGAGGCAAGAAGUAUUAUGGCAUCCACGACACCUUGAAUUCUGUUUACAGGUAUGAUCCCCUUCAAAAUAGCUGGGAGAGUUUGGCUGACAUGCAGGAGAAGAGAGGGUCUUUCUCCGUGGUUGUGCUGGAUGGAAAGAUAUAUGCCAUUGGUGGAUAUUGUGACCCAGAGUAUAGAGAGAGUGUGGAACGAUACUGCCCCACUGAAAACUCUUGGAGCUUCGUGUGGCCUUUGGAUCUGCCUCUAGCCGCCCAUGUAGCUAAGGUUUUACAAGGGCAGAUCUUUGUCUCAGGAGGGCUGAGCAACAACAACCAACAUCUUGCAUCCAUGUUUCUGUACCACCCAGAAACAGGAAGCACUUAUCUGGCAAACAUGACUAAACCUCGAGCUCGACACUGCAUGGAGACCCUGAGUGGACGUCUUUAUGUAGCAGGGGGAAUCACCACUGGUGUUGACAUAAAUGUUGUCGACCAGCUGGCUUGUGAGGUGUACAAUCCAGUGGACGACUCCUGGAUGGCCUUCACAUCUCUGCCAGUGCCACAUGUAGGAGCAGGAAGUGUGGUUUUGGAAGGAAAGUUUUACGUGCUGGGUGGAUACAGCCAGGAGGACUACAGUGACACUAAGCUGGUCCAUCGUUAUGAUCCCACCACACAGAAAUGGGAGAACAUGGGCAAGAUGCCGGGGCCGAACAAUGACAUACGAGCAUCUCUGCUGCAUUUGCCAUCACAUUUCAGAUUAUAA
This is a messenger RNA of Epinephelus moara (kelp grouper), 3216 nucleotides long. Its product is annotated as kelch-like protein diablo. The record is from RefSeq and is a predicted model, not a curated record. The transcript is spliced from 4 exons. Gene Ontology annotation, molecular function: protein binding. The coding region runs from base 1 to 3216 and encodes 1071 amino acids. Lineage: Eukaryota; Metazoa; Chordata; Actinopteri; Perciformes; Serranidae.